AUGUUCGCUGUCGAGGCACGACCGAGUCCAGGAGCCGAGGACCAGGACCCCACUCCCUGCACGCGCUCGGCGCCCCCCACUCCCACACCCCCCCACCCCCGCUCCAGCCGGCGGGCCACUGCUGCCGAGCCCGGAGCUGCUGGCUUCUUAAGAGUUCACGGCUGCUUGUUUCGGGCCCUUGGAUCUGACGAGACCCCCGCUCCCCUGAUCACCGUGUUUUUGAUGACAUUGACAUGUUUCCUUGAUCCCUUGUGCAUACACUUCAUGUAUAGUCGUGUGCGGACAAUUGAUUUGGCAGGUGAAAUAAGUACUUCCAUCCAUUACAGGCUGGGGAGUUACCAGUAUUUUUUGGCCUUCAUAUUUGCCAUGGAGGAAAUCAACAGAAACACUCAUAUAUUACCGAACACAUCUCUAGGAUUUGAACUCUACAAUGUCAACAGUAAUCAAUGGGAUACUCUGGAGGCACCUAUUAUGUGUCUCACAGGAAUGGGAAUAAUGGUUCCCAAUUACACAUGUAGAAGGCAGAAGAAGGCUGCUGCUUUGCUUACAGGAGCAUCAUGGGCAACAUCUGCAUAUAUUGCGAGACUGCUGAAUCUCUACAAAUAUCCACAGGUUUCUUUUGGGCCAUUUGACACUAUCCUGAGUGACAGAGGCCAGUACAUUUCUCUCUACCAGACAGCACCCAAAGACACAUCUCUGUCACGUGGCAUUGUGCUUUUGCUGCUCCAUUUCAGCUGGACAUGGGUGGGACUGGUUCUCCUAGAUGACCACAACGGGGUUGAGAUUCUCUCAGACUUGGGAGGAGAGAUGAACAGAAACCAAGUAUGUAUAGCUUUUGUAGAAAUGAUUCCAGACAGCAUACAUUCCUUUUACUUAAGUUCUAUUAUGACCAUGCAGAAGAUCAUGAAAUCAACUGCAAAUGUGGUUAUCAUUUAUGGUGACACAGAAUCUUUAAGUGGUAUUUUCAGACAUAUGGUGGACUUUUUGAUGAUUUGGAAAGUGUGGGUCAUGAAGUCACAACGGGAUCCAAGUAUUUCUGGUUCUUAUUUUUUGAUUGAUUCACUACAUGGGUGUCUUUGUUUUGCACAUCACCAUGCUGAGAUUCCUGAAAUUAGGAAGUUUAUCCAGAAAAACAACCCUGCUAAAUACCCUGCAGACCAUUAUUUUGAUUAUUUUUGGGAUAGACACUUCAAUUGUUAUUUUUCUGGAACUGAUUGCAAAAUAUUGGGUAACUGCAAACCCAAUAUUUCAUUGGAAAUAUUGUCUAGAGAUAUUUUGGACAUGGACAUGACUGAAGAGAGUUACAAUGUAUAUAAUUCUGUAUAUGCUGUGGCUCACAGUCUCCAUGAGAUGACUAUCAACCAAAUACAAAAUUAUCCCUAUGGAAAGGGAGAGGCAAAUACUUACCCUUGGGAGCUUCACCAUUUUCUCAAGAAUAUACAUUUCAAAAAUAGUGCUGGAAACAUUGUAGAUUUGGAUUCACAAAGGAAAUUAGAUGCAGAAUAUGAUAUUCUCAACUUCUGGAAUUUUCCACAAGAUCUCAAACAAAAGAUGAAAGUUGGCACAUUUUCUCCAAAAGCCCCACAUGACCAACAACUGUUCUUGUCUGACCAUAUGAUACAGUGGGCCACAGGAUUUAGAGAGCCUCCUAGCUCUGUGUGCAGUGAGAGCUGUCUUCCUGGACUCAGAAAAUCUGCACAGGAAGGGAGGCCUGCCUGUUGCUAUGAUUGCACUCGAUGUCCAGAUAAUGAGAUUUCCAAUGUCACAGAUAUGGAUCAUUGUGUGAGGUGUCCAGAAAGUCACUAUGCAAACACAGAGCAGAGCCGCUGCCUCCAGAAAACAGUGAGAUUUCUGGCCUAUGAAGACCCUUUGGGGAUGGCACUUACCUCGUUGGCCCUGGGAUUCUCUGCACUAACCCUUGUCGUUCUUGGUGCCUUUGUGAAGCACCACCACACUCCCAUUGUCAAGGCAAACAAUAGGAGUCUCACAUACAUCCUGCUCAUCACUCUGACUUUCUGUUUUCUCUGUCCAUUGCUCUUCAUUGGCCAUCCCAACACAGUCACCUGUAUCCUGCAGCAGAGCACAUUUGCAGUUCUGUUCACUGUGGCUCUCUCCACAAUCCUGACCAAAACGGUCACUGUGGUUCUGGCUUUCAAGAUCACAGUUCCAGGGAGAACGGUGAGGUGGAUAAUGACAUCAAGGGCUCCUAACUUCAUCAUUCCCAUCUGUACCCUUAUCCAACUUGUGCUCUCUGGAAUGUGGCUGAGCACCUCUCCUCCCUUUGUUGACUCAGAUGCUCACACUGAACAUGGAUACAUAAUUAUUAUAUGCAACAAGGGAUCCAAUAUUGCUUUCCAUUCUGUCCUGGGAUACCUCUGCUCCAUGGCACUUGGGAGCUACACUAUGGCCUACAUGUCCCGGAACCUGCCUGACACAUUCAAUGAAGCCAAGUUCAUUGUUUUCAGCAUGUUGGUUUUCUUCAGUGUGUGGGUCACAUUCCUUCCUGUCUACCAUAGCACUAAGGGGAAAACCUCAGUUGCUAUGGAAAUCUUCUCUAUCAUCUCAUCCAGUGCAGGUCUCCUAGGUUGCAUCUUUGUCCCCAAGUGCUAUAUUAUUUUGUUCAGAUCUCAUAGGAAUGUGCUUAAUUAUGUCAGGAAGAAAGCACAUUCUAGGAAAAAACUCAAUUAUACAGCUCAGUCAAUGAUUUUCUAA
This is a messenger RNA of Mesocricetus auratus (golden hamster), 2712 nucleotides long. Its product is annotated as vomeronasal type-2 receptor 116-like. The transcript has 7 exons. Bases 1 to 2712 code for a protein of 903 amino acids. Gene Ontology annotation, biological process: G protein-coupled receptor signaling pathway. The record is from RefSeq and is a predicted model, not a curated record. Lineage: Eukaryota; Metazoa; Chordata; Mammalia; Rodentia; Cricetidae. Gene Ontology annotation, cellular component: membrane. Gene Ontology annotation, molecular function: G protein-coupled receptor activity.